AAAUAGCCGUAAAGAGGAUCGCCCAAAAUGUUUGGAUUUACAAACCUUAACAAUUAAUGUGCCAUUACCAAUAGAAGCGCCGUCUACAACACUUGUCAACCGUCCAAUUGCAGAUGCAAUUACAAAUGCAAUAGUAAAAGAGUCAAUAAAGGAACCACCAACAUUAUUAAAACCAAGAAAUUUUAAUAAUUUAAUGGUUAAAGAAAUGUCUUAUCCCUUAUCAUUAGUUCCGGGUCAAUUUUGUGAAAAGUAUCGGAAAUACACAUCUACUGAAUUACGUUGCUAUCCUAUAAAUACAGUGCUGGAUAAUCCACAUUCAUUACAAAAUUAUAUGAAAGAUUUGAAUGCUUCGGAAAUAGAUACGGAAAUAGAAAAUAAGCACAAAUCUACUAAAAGUGAAAACAAUAAUCAACAAUUUGAACAAAAUCAAAGAGCAGAAACACAUGAUAGUUCUUUACGAAGUAGUAUUGAAGAUAACGUGAAAAAAGAUAUGCCAAUAGAAUAUGUAAGCACUUCCGAAUCCUCUUCAAGUGAGGAGAGCUCCAGCGAAUCGGAUUCUGAUUCCGAGUGUUCGUCGUCAUCCUCAUCUUCUGAAAGUGAAACAAAUCUCUCUUCAUGCAAUGUUUGUCAACGUACUCAGCAUCGAAACCUUAAAGAUUUACCAGAACGAUUUAUAAAGUGUUACACUUGCCGCCGGAAAGUUCAUCCGAGCUGUGUUGAAAUGCCCCAUCGAAUGAUGUUAAGAGUGCGUAAUUAUAACUGGCAAUGCAACGAAUGCAAGUGUUGUGUUAAAUGCAAGCGCAAGCAGGAUGAAAAUAAAAUGCUGUAUUGUGAGCAAUGCGAUAGAGGAUAUCAUAUAUACUGUAUAAAUAUAAAAUCAGUUCCCGAUUGUCGUUGGAGCUGUGAACGUUGCAGUAUAUGUAUGCGAUGUGGUGCUACUAAACCUGAAGGAUUGCCGCAAGUUCAGCAACAAACUUUAACAUCUCCAAACGGAGAAAAAGUCAAACAAGUCAAACACAAAAAAGUGAAAUGGAUUAAUGAGUAUCGUAUAGACCAUAUAACCAAAUUAAGAGAACACUGUUCGAUGCUUUGUGUGCCAUGUGGACGUGCAAAAACAGUGAAGCGAACAGUACCUGCAUUACCGAAUAUAAAUAAUAAUUUUAAUAAUAGUAGCAACACUAUUAAUGCUAGUGGUGUGAAUAGUAAUAUAAAUGCAAGUGCUACAAAUGCUGUUCAAACAUCAACGGUGCAACAAAAACAGCAAAUUAAAAUUCAACAGUGCAACAACACUCAAAUGUCGCCACCUCCUACUCCAGCUCCAUCAUCUGUUAUUAAUACAGCAGCAACAACACCGGUUACACCAGUAAUAAAAACAAAUUCGAAUAACAAUUCAAGUGGAGGAACGGUAAUACCACCGGUAGUUGCCUGAGUGGGGGUAAUACGGUAUUGUCCAAAACGGAGUAUUACAGAUUUAUAGUAGUAACUGAAUACGCAAUCUACAUAUGCAAAUGGUUAAAACUUAGUGCUAAAUAUUAGUCUAUAUGUGUGUAAAAACUGAAACGUAUAUUAUAAUUUAUUUUGUUUUAUUUUUUUUUUAAUCACACCAUUGUGUGAUUUUAUAUUUGUACUUUUAUUUCUUUUAAAAAAUAAAUGCGUUAUUUAAUACUAACUAAAUUUGUGAUUCAAUCAAAAAGUAUUCAAUUAUGAAGCAAAAAUUUCGCAUUUUUUUAAAUAUAUAAUAGGCUACACAUAUACUUACAAGUUAAGUUUAAUAAAAUGAAAAUCUUUUUGUAUUAUUUUUUUAUAAUAAUUUAGUUUUUUAUUUAAGUUAAAUAAUUAAUU
Messenger RNA from Teleopsis dalmanni, 1842 nucleotides. Its product is annotated as supporter of activation of yellow protein-like. The record is from RefSeq and is a predicted model, not a curated record. The transcript has 5 exons. The coding region runs from base 194 to 1429 and encodes 411 amino acids. Lineage: Eukaryota; Metazoa; Arthropoda; Insecta; Diptera; Diopsidae.